This is a messenger RNA of Puccinia triticina, 648 nucleotides long. RefSeq lists its product as uncharacterized. The record is from RefSeq and is a predicted model, not a curated record. Gene Ontology annotation, cellular component: cytosol. The coding region runs from base 1 to 648 and encodes 215 amino acids. The transcript has 7 exons. Lineage: Eukaryota; Fungi; Basidiomycota; Pucciniomycetes; Pucciniales; Pucciniaceae. Gene Ontology annotation, molecular function: RNA binding.
AUGGUUCGAAAUGCAGGGAAGUUUGGAAAGCCGAAACGAGGUGGGAAGAAACAAUUUACACAAAAUCUAGCUGAGAGUGAUCGAGCCGGGAUGUGGGAUGGAGAAGUAAAGGACUCUGAUUCUGAUGAGUCAGAAGAAGAGUCAGAAGAAUCGGACGAGGAAUCAUCCGGCGAGGAAGAGCUGAACUCGAAGCUGGCAUCCACCUCGCUCGGCUCCUCAUCUAAGCCCCCAGCGGAUUCGACGGAGACUCAGACCCGGGCUGAACGGAAAGCGGCUAAGAAAGUGGCGGCCGGAAAGGCGCCAAAGCCUGGAAAUGACGACGAAAAUUCUGAUGAUGAUCAAGAUUUAGGGCAGGGCAACUCAAACCGAGUGGUCAAGAAAUCGGUGAAAAUUAACGAGAUCUCUAACUUGGACACGGGCACCUUAAAUCGUAAAGAAAGAGAAGCAGCUGAGAAAAAAGCAGCCCAGGAACGUUAUUGGAAACUGCAUCAAGCUGGCAAGACCGACGAAGCGAAAGUUGACUUGGCACGACUUGCGAAAAUCCGGCAAGAGCGUGAACAGGCAGCUGCGUUUAGGAAAGCAGAAGCUGAGGCUAAAGCUAAAGAGGCAGCAGACAGAGCCGCUCUCUCAGGCCGCAAGAAAAAGUAG